GUUGAAUAUGCCACCACAGAAUCGGUUGUAACAGUAGACUGGGAAAAUGGUUUCGCUGAAGUGUCAGCGGCAAGGAACGAAAAUAUCACUCAAGUCUUCAAAGAGCUAUUAUCACAGGCAAAAAUCACGUACAAUUUAAGUCCAGCAUUACGUCGACGCCGUCAAUCGUUACCACAACAAGUGGGCAAUAAUGGAGCGGGUACACCGACACACCACAACCAUCCAUCGUCACAUCAUCAUCACCACCAUCCGCAAUCGCACUCAUCUGCCUCGUCGUCAUCAUCAUCCGCCUAUGGUGGUGCAGCAGCCGCCCAUGCACCAACGGCAGCCCAAUUGCAACAUUUGCAGCGAAUACAGGAACGCAGUUUGGGUAGCAAACGUAAUUCAUGUGCAAUUUCCUAAAAAUGUCAGCAACAAUAAUA
Musca vetustissima is the source of this 422-nucleotide messenger RNA. RefSeq lists its product as uncharacterized. The record is from RefSeq and is a predicted model, not a curated record. The transcript has 2 exons. Lineage: Eukaryota; Metazoa; Arthropoda; Insecta; Diptera; Muscidae. The annotation marks the transcript as partial.